Molecule: messenger RNA, 2658 nt
Organism: Phragmites australis (common reed)
Lineage: Eukaryota; Viridiplantae; Streptophyta; Magnoliopsida; Poales; Poaceae
Product: ethylene-responsive transcription factor ERF118-like
Exons: 4
Coding region: 1417-2265 (282 amino acids)
Biological process (GO): regulation of DNA-templated transcription
Molecular function (GO): DNA-binding transcription factor activity; DNA binding
Source: RefSeq, a predicted model, not a curated record
CAUCUGGUCGCAAGUUUCGUCUCCCCGCUCCGCUCAUCUCCCCUCGUCCGGCGGAAGCCAUUAAACCCCUCGCCCUCCUCUCUUCCCCUUCAUCCAUGCCAAGAAAUCAGGAACCCAAAAUCCCCUCUCCUCUCCCGAGCAAAAGCCCUCCGAUCCGAUCCGGCUCUCCGUAUUCCGAGUUGGCGCUGCCUCCGGCUGCCCUCCCAUUCCUUCGGCAUCACCGCCCCAGACAGUCCCCAGCUCGGACAUCGGAGAUCGCCGUGGCAACCACGCUCGUAGAGCAGGAGUGGAGUAGCCCUCGCCGCCGCAAGAGCGCGCGCUGUUGAUUUAUGUCGCCUGCUCUGCUGCUGCUCCAUGGUUCUGAGCUCCCGUUGCCACCAGCCUCCUCUUGCUCCCUUCUUCUCCAGCCUUGGCAGACGGGCGCCAAAGCCUGCGGGUUUCGCUUCAGGAUCUCGCGGUAAUUCCCCUGCUUCAUUGGUUCAUGCAAAGAUUUCCUGCUCUGUUUUAGUCUAAUCUGUUCCCCUGUUUAGUCUCGUGAAACAAGCUCUAUUAAUCUUCCAUGUAGGCGCCAAACUCUGUCUCGUUUGAAAUUAAGAGUAUUUGUUUAUGAUUACCCUUUCAUGCUUCUGUUUUCUCUCUGUCUGACGUUACUAGUUUCCUCAUCUAAGUUGUUGCUGUCGUGUUCUUCAUUUACUUGUUUUUUGCAGUCCUAGCUUCUUGUUUGUUUAAUGUAAGCGUCAAAGUUUUGUCUUUUCCCCUUCCCCAAAGAAUGAAAUUAAUGAUUUCUUGUCAUCUUACAGUUGCAAAUAUGAUGGUUGCCAUGGCACAGCUAAUAAAUUCUUCCCAUGUCAAUGCAGUAAUUUUGUGCUUCUUCAGUUUAGUCACAUUAAUUUUUCUUCUGAACCAAAUUUGGGGAUACCCAUGUAACAAUGUUUGUCUGGUUGAACGGUGAUUGGUUUGGAUGCACAACAGUUCCAUAUUCUAAUAGUAAUCGAAAAGUUUCCUUUAGUAAUGUACAUUGGUUUCAGAUUUGGAAUUGGGGUGAAGUACUCUGGGUUCCUGCAUUUAUAUCUUUGCUUUCUACUUUGCCGCACCUGAGGCAGUAAGGGUUCAAGAAUCCCCCAAACCACAAUAAAUCCCGGUUUGGUCUGGGCGGAUUGAGUUCGGCAGCCAUCCUCCUUUAAUUUCAAACAGUCAGCCAGAAUUCUGAUUUCUAAGGCAUCUUCGACAAAGAAACCAGAUCUUCCUAUCUCCAGUUUUGAUUCUGAUUUGUGAGAUUCUGUGUUGCAGUUAUAGCGCAGACCAGGAGUCUUUCUCCUGAUCUUGUCUAAACAUUUUACUCGAUUGCAGUUUAAGGGGGAAGAAUACUUCAGUAGUAUCUGGAUCUUACUUAGAAUCUGGAAGUUGCGCUACAAGAUGAUAACCUCUAUGCGGAAGGUUCGCAUUUUCUGCUGUGAUCCGGAUGCCACCGACUCCUCUGAUGAUGAAGAUGAUCAGGCCAAGAAGGAAAAGAAAAUGACAAGGGAGGUGCUAGUUCCGGUGGACUCUAGAACCUCAAAACCUGCAGAGACCCUCGUGCCAUGUGGGACAAAGGAUCUGAAGGGUCCAGAGAAGAAGGAACCAUCGAGCAGGUACCGUGGUGUGCGCCGGCGGCCCUGGGGUCGGUGGGCAGCGGAGAUUCGCGACCCUGUGAGAAAGACCCGGAAGUGGAUCGGCACAUAUAACACCGAGGAGGCCGCAGCUGCGGCAUAUCAGGCAUAUGCGAAGCAGUUCCGCGCAGAGGUGUUGGCCAUGAAAGCUCAACCGUCAGUGUCAAAACGUGCAGCUUUGUCCAGCUCGUCUUUGGUGUCCUGUGUAUCUUCGUCUGUGUCAUGCCAGCAGAAGGCGCAAGAAGUGCAGAACGAAGAAUUCAUGGAGAUAGACCCUGAGCCCAUGGAUGAAAGUUUACUGGACUUCUCCCCCACAGCUAAGGAGAUUUCAGUGGAUACUUUGCUAGGCCGGAUAGAUGAGCUUCCUGUCUGUGACUCUGUGAGCCUGGCUGAUGAACUCCCAAUCGAUGAUUUCAGCAGGCUGGAAGAUGUGUUCCAAAUCAGCGAUUUUUUUAUGGACGCAACACACGAGCCUUCGGAUGAUGACUACAUUGGCCUGGCUGACAUUAGCCACCUGCCUCUUCCAAUCAAGGACCCGGAGUUCGACCUGGAUGCGGAGCUUGAUUGGAAUGGGUUCGACUUUGCUUCAAUGGAACAUGAACUCGAGGUCCUUUGAGGCUUCAUCAGAGAUGUGUUCUACUGAAACCGGCUCUUGGUGGUGUUGUAUUCUGUGGAAACCGGCUUUUCAGGACUGCAUUGUCUGAAUGCUACAAUGAAUUCAGAUUUCUGUCUAUCCACAGACAGAUUGCUGGGCGCAUGUGGGUGGAGUCUGGGGAUUACUGGACUCUAAAUUUUGUCGGAAAUUGUACAGUUCCUAGAGUAAUUUGUCUUCGUGUGCUAAUAUGUAACAAGCUUAAAGUAAUAUGUACAUAUUCUAAUUUCAGAUCUGCCAUCAGCUCGUGCUGAUACACCAUUUGUGCUUGUCUGCAGGCUACAGCCCAUUUGGUUGUGCAUAGUUUGAGCAAAUGGAACUGUGUUCUCAAUAAUAGUUAGCAAUGCUGAGGAAGUA